AUGGAGAAGAACGAUGACAAGGACCAUGAUCAUCAUGAUGAUGACAAAUCCAAAGGAGAUGAAAAAAAGGAUGAUGUUUCGGAUGAUGCACAUCAAGAUGGUAGCAGUAAAGAGAAUGUCGACAAUGUUGGUAACACCGAGACAGAUCUUGAUCCAGGAGACAAUGUCGAGGUUUCACAAGGAGAAGAAGCACCAGAGAUUCAUCAAACUCUAGAGUCUUUGUCUGAAGAACUCGAUCAGCUUCUCUCGAGUCUUUCCCUUCACAAGGAGGAGAGUAAUAACAAAGAAGCGACCGAGGAGGAGAAGGUAGAAGAUGAUUACUUUCAGAUCCCACAGUUUGUUGGGAAAUUCUUGGAUCUCUUUGAAGACAAACUCACUAAAUACGACUCUGGUGAGCCUAAGACUACAUGGUACCAAGAUCCAGAGGAGAUGUCUUCGCUUCUUGAGGCAGUGGAUCGUGUCUCAAAGCUUAUGGGGCUAUUGCUCAAUACCAAAUCUUGUUUGGACCAUCAUGAGCCUUUGAUCAACCAUGCUGGAUCCAUUCAGCAGCGAGCAAUGGCUUUCUUGGAAGACGAAUUCCGCAUCAUUUUAGAAGAAUCUGUGAUCAAAGAGCCUGUGGUGGUCGGGGAUGAAAGCAACAGCCAGAGGAGGAGCACGGCGGAUCAGCAAGACCACCAGAACGAUGCGGUGGUCUCGCAAGAUCACGACCAGAUGAUGGUUCCGGAAUGCGGUGAUCAGGAGAUCGAGUACCCUGGUUACCCGGAGGAGGUUGUUGCGGUGCUGAGGCAAAUAGCGGAGAAGAUGAAAGCAGGAGGGUACGGGUGGGAAUGCAGAGAGGUUUAUUUGGUUGGGAGGAGAAACAUCUUGAUGCGUACAUUGAAACAAGACUGUGAGUUUGAGAAAGUGAGCAUCGACGAGGUGCAGAAGAUGAGCUGGGACACACUUGAGAGAGAGAUACCUAUUUGGAAUAAGACUUUCAAGGACUGUUCUUCUCUCUUUUUCCCAGGGGAGCUCAAACUCGCUGAGAAGAUUUUCCCAGGAGACCAAGGGAGCUUGUUCUGCAUUGUUACACAUGGUCUAGCCAUCCAGUUCUUGGGUUUCGCAGAGGCUGUGGCCAUGACCAAACGCUCCACUGAGAAGCUCUUCAAGAUCCUCGACAUCUACGAGACACUCCGGGACAGUUUUCCUGCCAUGGAAGAACUGUUCCCGGAGGAGCUGCGCAGCGAGCUGAGGAACGAGGUGACCAGUGCUCGUGCUCGCCUAGGAGAGACCGCCAUUCACAUAUUCUCGGAUCUUGAGAACUCCAUCAAAUCGGAUUCGAGCAAGACCCCCGUGCCAGGAGGUGCAGUUCAUCCCCUGACUAGGUACACCAUGAACUACCUUAAGUACUCAUGCGAGUACAAAGACACAUUGGAACAAGUCUUCAAGAGUCACUCGAAGAUGGAGCGAGAGGAAGACGAGCCUGCGGAGAGUGGGAACUCUGCCUUUGCGAGCCAGCUGAUGAGGAUAAUGGAGCUACUUGAUGGGAACCUUGAGGCGAAGUCGAAGCAGUACAAAGACAUACCACUGAGUUGCAUCUUCAUGAUGAACAACGGAAGAUACAUAGUACAGAAGAUCAAAGGCUCAGCGGAGAUACAUGAGGUGAUGGGGGACACAUGGUGCAGGAGGCGGUCAUCAGAGCUAAGGAACUACCACAAGAACUACCAGAGGGAGACAUGGGGGAAGCUGCUAGGGUUCUUAGGCCACGAGGGGCUCAUGCACAAUGGCAAGAUAGUCAAGCCCAAUCUCAAGGAGAGGUUCAAGAGUUUCAAUGCAACCUUCGACGAGAUACACAAGACGCAGACCACGUGGGUGGUCAACGACGAGCAGCUGCAGAGCGAGCUGAGGGUCUCCAUAACCGCGGUCAUGAUACCUGCCUACAGGGCCUUCAUGGCGAGGUUCGGACAGUACUUGGAUCCUGGUCGCCAGACAGAGAAGUACAUCAAGUACCAGCCUGAGGACAUCGAGGAUCUCAUCGACCAGCUCUUCGACGGUAACACCUCCUCCUCUUCCACUGCCACCGCCAGGCGAAGAACGUAG
Arabis nemorensis is the source of this 2079-nucleotide messenger RNA. NCBI's taxonomy places the organism in Eukaryota, Viridiplantae, Streptophyta, Magnoliopsida, Brassicales, Brassicaceae. The record is from the annotation of a GenBank genome assembly.